Messenger RNA from Ochotona princeps (American pika), 1769 nucleotides. RefSeq names its product aph-1 homolog A, gamma-secretase subunit (gene APH1A). Lineage: Eukaryota; Metazoa; Chordata; Mammalia; Lagomorpha; Ochotonidae. Gene Ontology annotation, biological process: protein processing; Notch signaling pathway; positive regulation of catalytic activity. Gene Ontology annotation, cellular component: gamma-secretase complex; membrane; endoplasmic reticulum. The transcript has 7 exons. The record is from RefSeq and is a predicted model, not a curated record. Bases 244 to 1041 code for a protein of 265 amino acids. Gene Ontology annotation, molecular function: protein-macromolecule adaptor activity.
GAUGGGAGGUGGCCAUGGGGCUGCGGCCGGGGUUUGUCCCCUCCUCGGCUUCCGUAGAGGAAGUCGCGCGGAUCUUCCUCUGGGGUGUCGGUGCCCCCCUCCCCUUCCUCGGGGUCCGGGGGUGACAUUGCACCGCGCCCCUCGUGGGGUCGCGUCGCCACCCGACGCGGACUGCCCCAGCGGACGCACUCCUCCCAUUUGCCUCCCUGGACCAAGCCUCCACCCCGCCCCCCAGCCCCAGCCAUGGGGGCUGCGGUGUUUUUCGGAUGCACUUUCGUCGCGUUCGGUCCAGCCUUCGCUCUCUUCUUGAUCACUGUGGCUGGGGACCCUCUUCGCGUUAUCAUCCUGGUCGCGGGGGCGUUCUUCUGGCUGGUCUCCUUGCUCCUGGCCUCUGUGGUGUGGUUCGUGUUGGUCCAUGUAACAGACCGGUCAGAUGCCCGGCUCCAGUAUGGCCUGCUGAUUUUUGGUGCUGCUGUGUCUGUUCUGCUCCAGGAGGUGUUCCGCUUUGCCUACUACAAGCUGCUUAAGAAGGCAGAUGAGGGCUUAGCAUCGCUGAGUGAGGACGGAAGAUCACCCAUCUCCAUCCGCCAGAUGGCUUAUGUUUCUGGUCUGUCCUUCGGUAUCAUCAGUGGUGUCUUCUCUGUUAUCAAUAUUUUGGCUGAUGCUCUGGGGCCAGGUGUGGUUGGGAUCCAUGGAGACUCACCCUAUUACUUCCUGACCUCAGCCUUUCUGACAGCAGCCGUCAUCCUGCUGCAUACCUUCUGGGGAGUUGUGUUCUUUGAUGCCUGUGAGAGGAGACGGUACUGGGCCCUGGGCCUGGUGGUUGGCAGUCACCUACUGACCUCGGGACUGACAUUCCUGAACCCCUGGUAUGAGGCCAGCCUGCUGCCCAUCUAUGCAGUCACGGUAUCCAUGGGGCUCUGGGCCUUCUUCACAGCCGGAGGCUCCCUCCGAAGCAUCCAGCGCAGCCUCUCGUGCCGACGGCAGGAGGACAGUCGGGUGAUGGUGUAUUCUGCCCUGCGCAUCCCACCCGAGGACUGAGGGAACAUGGGGGGGACCCCUGGGCCUGGGGUGCCCUCCUGAUCUCCUCGCCCUAUAUUUCUCCAUCUCCAGUUCUGGACAGUGCAGGUUGCCCAGCAAAGGGACUUAGCUUAGCUAUUGCCCUGGAGAGGAGAGUAAUGGAGGCUCAAGGGUAGACCAGCUGCCCCCUCCCCAGACUGACGUCUUAAGUCUUUUCUCUCAGGUCUCAGAGGGGAACCCAUAUUUGGUAUGAUAACCAUCCCAACUGCCUUUCUUUUUUUUUUUUUUUCCUUCUGAAAUUGGGGAAGGGAGGAGGAAUGUUGGAACAACUGUCACUUCCUUGGGCUACUUUUCCUCCCCCAACUCCAAUUGCUCCUUAUAGCUGGGCUCAUUUCUGUCCCCUUCCCCCUAGGUCCCAGGCCCUGGGGAAAAGGAAGGACGUGCAUGUUUGGGAACUGGUAUUACUGGAACUAAUGGUUUUAACUUCCUUGGUCACCAGCAUCCCUUCUCUCCCCAAGGUGAAGCGGAGGGUGCUGGGGUGACCCUGCCUGCUCUGGAGCCACAGUGCCCCUGGACAGGUCAGGCCACCAUCACAUCGCAGGGAAGGAGGGCAGAUUUUUUCUAGUUUUUAAUUGGGAUGUGGGGUGGGGAGGGAGGUUUUCUAUAAACUGUAUCAUUUUCUGCUGAGGAUGGGGUGUCCCGUCCUUUUAAUCAAGGUGACUGUGAUUUUGACUAAUAAAAAGGACUUU